Molecule: messenger RNA, 1317 nt
Organism: Drosophila rhopaloa
Lineage: Eukaryota; Metazoa; Arthropoda; Insecta; Diptera; Drosophilidae
Gene: Rbp1-like
Product: RNA-binding protein 1
Exons: 2
Coding region: 211-699 (162 amino acids)
Biological process (GO): mRNA splicing, via spliceosome
Cellular component (GO): nuclear speck
Molecular function (GO): RNA binding
Source: RefSeq, a predicted model, not a curated record
GCUCACUUUUCAACACUACCCAUCGCGCCAUCUUUUUUUCUCCACAAAACAUAUUUUCUCGUCCUGCUUUUUGGGUGUGUUCGCUGCGCAAAAGGCCAGGAAAAUUAAGGAAAAACCAAGUGGCUUGCCAAACCAAAACCGAGAAGGAACCCCACUGAUAGCCAGCGGGAGAAAGGAACCCAGAGCACACACAGAUACCGACCCACAAUAAUGCCACGCUACCGGGAAUGGGACUUGGCCUGCAAGGUGUACGUAGGCAACCUGGGAAGCUCCGCCUCCAAGUACGAGAUCGAGAACGCAUUCAGCAAAUACGGACCCUUGCGCAACGUCUGGGUGGCACGUAAUCCGCCCGGUUUCGCCUUCGUGGAGUUCGAGGAUCGCCGCGAUGCGGAGGACGCAACCCGCGGCCUGGACGGUACCCGCUGCUGUGGCACCCGCAUCCGCGUCGAGAUGUCCUCCGGCCGUUCGCGAGAGGGUCGCGGCGGGGGCGGCGGCGGAGGCGGUGGCGGAGGAGGCGGGGGCGGAUCCGGCGGCGGUGGCCGCGGCGGAGGCAGUGGCGCACGGGCUGGAGGAGGCGGUACAAGAGCUGGCGAUGGCGGCGGCCGUUAUAGAUCCCGCUCACCACGCCGCUCCAGGACACGCAGUCGCAGCUUCUCGCGGGAUCGUCGCAGCCGCUCCGACUCGAGGGAUCGCCAUUAGAUGAGCACUAGGAGAGGAGAGCAGCCCCGAUCCGGACGACACCUUAUUAUAUAUAUAUAUAGAGAUGUAUAACACAGCCACACAGUUUUGGGGCCAAAUGUGUCUGUUUUGCCCCCAAGAAAAGAGCGCCACAGAUUCCUUAGUUUGACUCAAAUAUUUCCUCCCAUACAAAACAUAUAUCCCGACCCCACCCCCUCCUUCACCCUAAAGAACUCGAGCGAGCAACUCCACAAAAGACCACCACACAACCCAGCCAUCUCCGAUCUGGAUCUGGAUCGCAAGUAUAGCCACAGUACAAUUACGGUACAUAUUGGUAUUUAGGCUUUAAGACUUUGGUAGAUUUUAAUUCAGAAAAAAUGAAAAUUAAGUAAUGCAGCAACCAACAACUACAACACACAAAGAGUGAGGCAUCAGAAGAAAGAAACAACAAAGCAUGUUCGAAGGUAAUCGCGAUUAUAUAACACAUUAUCCGUUUGUUUCUUCUCUGAAUCUGUCGCAACACAAAAUGUUUAAGAGAAAAGUGGAUGGAAAGAAAACGUAAGAAGUUUCUAUAUACGAAAGUGCAAGUAAUUAAGUCGUGAAAUGAGAAUCAAUAAAUUGAACAUAAUUUAAAAACAA